Saccostrea echinata is the source of this 559-nucleotide messenger RNA. RefSeq lists its product as uncharacterized. The transcript is spliced from 5 exons. NCBI's taxonomy places the organism in Eukaryota, Metazoa, Mollusca, Bivalvia, Ostreida, Ostreidae. Bases 1 to 543 code for a protein of 180 amino acids. The record is from RefSeq and is a predicted model, not a curated record.
AUGGUGUUCAAUGUAUUUCUUUGCUUGUUGGGAUGUUUGACGGUAUAUGCAGGAAGAAUUAAGCUAGGGGGUGUUGUUCAAGAAAACACAGAACCCAUUUCUAUUCAACUUUCAAAUAUAAACUGUUCGGGAGACGGAGCACUUGUGUUUCGAGGCGGCGAUCCAACCUCUUUUUUCGGUUCCUUAUGUCUUCCUCCACCAGGAACUGUUAAACAAUGUGCCGUUAUAAACGUUGGUGCGUUAGAAGCGUUUGUGUGCCCGCAGAAAAGCUACUUCAAUGGAAUCAAUUCUGACGGGGGACAAAGACGGAUCAUUUGCUGUUCUGUGUUUGGAGUUUCCUACAAUGACAAUGAAUGUGGAAGUUGGUUCCGAACGCAAGAAAACUUUGUAUCACCCUUUGGGCCAGGAUAUUUAGUCACCGGAAGGCAACCAAUUCCAGACGGAAUGGGGGGUAAUCUUGGUUUCGUCAUCAGGGAAUGCCUAUAUAGAAAAAGUCGCUACAAGUUAAACUAUCAAAAAAAUAUCUACCAUUUUUCAAAAUAAAUGUGCUUAAAAUUUC